Molecule: messenger RNA, 1884 nt
Organism: Oryza brachyantha (malo sina)
Lineage: Eukaryota; Viridiplantae; Streptophyta; Magnoliopsida; Poales; Poaceae
Exons: 1
Coding region: 17-1549 (510 amino acids)
Molecular function (GO): ADP binding
Source: RefSeq, a predicted model, not a curated record
UCUUCGCAUCCCUCUCAUGGCCAGUGAGGCCAUCGUCUCGGGAGUCGUCGCCGACAUGGUCGGCAGGCUCGUGUCCCUCGCCGCCGGCCAGCUGCUGGACCGGAGAGGCGUCGAGGAGAAGCUGCGGAGGGUACGGCGCCUGCUCGUCAGGAUCGAGAGCGCGGUGGAGGCGGCCGAGGCGAGGCGGGUCACCGGCCGCGCGCUCCUCGCGUGGCUCUCGGAGCUCGCCGACGGCGCGCACCGGGGCCGCUACUUCCUCGACGCGUUCGCCGGUGAUCGGUCGGCGGAUGGGAUCACGGACCACGAGGGACGCGAGGUGGCGCGGCCGAAUCCAUCCAACCCGGCUAAGCGGCUGCGCGUCGCGGCGAGGAGGCUGGUGUUCCGCGACGGCGGGGCGGCCGCGGAGCUCGAUGGUGUUCUUGCGGACCUAGAGAGUGUCUCCGGCGAUCUCACGGGGUUUAUUAUGAUGCUGCAGAGCUGCCCGCCGGCGCUGCACCGGCCGCUGGCCACGAACAUCUACGCGGACAGCCAGAUGUUUGGCCGGCAAGUCGAGAGGCGCCGCGUCUUCGACUUCUUGCUGCAUGACGGCGACGACGACGACGGCGAGCCGGCGGAGGCAGAGCUCGGCGUCCUCUCGAUAAUCGGCCGAUCCGGCCUCGGGAAGACCACGCUCGUGCAGCACGUCUGCGACGACCCCGCGGUGCGCCGCCGCUUCUCGCCGACCAUCCUGGUGGACUUCCACUGCUUGAGCCUCAUGGCAGCCGGCGAGACAACGGCACUCCUUCGCUCCCUGUUCACCGCCGCCGCCGGCACGGCGAGCGCUGGCAUCUCCGGCGUCGUCAGCGAGAAGCUGAAACUUCUCGAGCGGAACCUGCGAGGCAAGAGGCUUCUCGCCGUGUUCGACAGCGUCGACGCGCGCAGGAGGCCGGUGAUCGACGCGAUCAUGCCGACGCUGCGCCGCGGCCGGCGAGGGAGCAAGGUCAUCGUGACGAGCACCGACGCCCGGCACGUCGCGGGCCUCGCCACCGCGGAGCCCAUCGCCCUGCGUCCCCCGCCGCCGGCGGAGUACUGGUUCUUCUUCAAGGCGCACGCCUUCGCCGGCGCGGACACCGAGGCGGACCCGCGGCUGGCGGCGGCGGGGCAGGCCAUCGCCGAGAGGCUACGCCUGCGCGCGUCCUUCUUCGGCGGGAAGAUGCUGGGCGCGCUGCUGCGGUGGCGCCCGGACCACCGCCUCUGGCGCCGGGUGCUGAGCAGCGGUGCCGCCGACCUGCCGUUCCUCGGCAGCGGCGACUACAUCGCCGCCGCGGCCAGCUGCUUGUUCCCGGCGCACCUGACCUUUCGCGGCGUCACAGUGUCCCGCUCGCUAUUGAGGGGUCUCGUUGACCUCCAUGACUCCUCCUUGAUUACACCUCCCGACUCCGGCUGCCGCCGGCGCCGCCGCUCGCCGGAGUUGUCCGUGCUGGUGUGCAAAUCACUCUUCCCUUCCUACUGCCUUUACUACGCCGCGCAUUGCACGAUCGAUGACGAUGAUACGGACAGCAAACAGUAAAACUUUUCUGCACGGAUAGUGCCAACAAUUUGCAUACUGUUCGUGGAAGAAUUUUUGCUCGAGAAAUUGAUGGUCUGAAGAAGACAGGACGGCUGCUGCUCAUGGUCUCUUUCAUUGAUUCAACUUGUUCACCGGGUUCCAAAAUCCAAAUCAUCAAGUAAGCCUAUGGACGUGUAAAGUUUUUUUUUUCUUUCUCAAGAAGACAAGUGUACUUGCUUUUGAGCAUUAUGGUCAUAUGGUCACGUUUUUCUUUUUCUGGAGAAAUGCAGAGUAGUUUAUAUGAAAAACCGGACCUAAAAACAUUACAACUCUCGGUUAAUUAAUUAAAAACUACU